Messenger RNA from Cladocopium goreaui, 3112 nucleotides. The record is from the annotation of a GenBank genome assembly. Lineage: Eukaryota; Dinophyceae; Suessiales; Symbiodiniaceae.
CUGCUCAGCAUGGCCCAUGGUGAAGCCACGCGUCUUGUGCCUUCACGGCCGUGGGCUGAACAGCGCCUACUUCCGUGGUCAGCUUCUAGGGCUGAUCCGCCGAAACCCCGAAUUGGAUUUCUUCUUUCUGGAAGGACACCUACCAGCAGAGGUGGCGCCUGAAGCUCUGGGCACCUGGCGGGUGGCGUUGAAGCCACAGCAACGACGGGCCUGGCAGUACUUCACCCUCUGCAGCGACGUGGCGCAACGCGGCGCGGAGCCAGCGAAUCGCUGGAAGGCGGGGCAUGACGCAGCGGAAGGUUUUCAGCAUGUCUGGGAGGAGGCGCUGCGCGAAAGCCGCCUGGCCGGCGGCUUCUACGCCAGCGUGGGCUUCAGUCAGGGCGCCAACGUGGCGGCAGCCUUGCUGGCGAAGCAGGCUGCCUCGCAUGAGACGUUGGGCUUGCGCUGCUCCGUGAAUUUGUGCGGCGGCAUCUGGGGCUUUUGGAGCGAUGGCUGCUCGAUGGUCACAGGUGAAAGUGCACCCAGCCUGCCUUUGCGGGGCGUUGCCUCGUUGCACAUCUUGGGCCUCACGGAUCCCUACCUGGCGCAGUCCAAAUCCUUAGUGGAAGGCUAUGCCCCUGAGAACUGCGAACGCCGUGUUCUAGAGCACUCUGGGGGACACACGCCCUUCCCGCUCGAAAGACCGCAGCGGGAAGAGAUCAUGGACGAAGUCAGCAAGUUUCUGAAGAAAUAUGCUGAGACAGCCUCCCCCGACCUGGGAGCCGCGCCAGGGCGGAGGACGCAGCCGAUGCAGCCGUCAGAGUUGGAGACGGCAUCUUCCGAGUUGGCUUCCGAUAACUUUGACCGGCGCUGCAUGUCCAACAAAAUCACCACGGAAGUGCCCACGCUGCUGCUACGGCAUCCCAUCCGCGAGCGCCUUGGACAUCGACUGGACGGUCUCCAUUGGUUGGCCACGCUGCACGACAAAGACUUCAACGGCAUCCUGGCAGAUGAGAUGGGUUUGGGCAAGACCAUCAUGACCAUUGCCCUCCUUGCGCACCUAGCCAUUCAGAAAGAAGUUUGGGGCCCUCAUCUCAUCGUGGUUCCAAGCUCUGUGCUACUGAAUUGGGUCAAGGAGCUCAAGAAAUGGACACCAGGUUUGAAAGUCUGCGCCUACUUCGGCGAUUUGGAGGAGCGUCGUUUGAAACGUCGCGGCUGGGGCGUGGAAGAUGCAUUCCACGUCUGCGUGGUGUCGUAUAGUGUGGCUUUGCAGGAUGUGCGGUUCUUGAAAAGAAGGCGCUGGUAUUACAUGAUCCUGGACGAGGCACAGCACAUCAAGAAUUGUCGUUCCCAGAAGUGGCAACAGUUGAUGCGUUUCAACACGGAGCGCCGCCUGUUGCUCACUGGAACGCCCUUGCAGAACAAUCUCACUGAGCUAUGGUCCUUGAUGCACUUCCUCAUGCCAGACAUGUUUCAGUCUUACCAUGACUUCAAGGAGUUCUUCUCUGAUCCCUUGCAAUUGGCCUUACAUGAGAAGAGGGUGGAUCAAGAGCAGGACUUGGUGGCUCGCUUGCACAAAGUCUUGCGACCGUUUCUGCUCAGGAGGCUGAAAAGUGAAGUGGAACGUCAAUUGCCAAACAAGCACGAGUAUGUGGUGCGAUGUCCCCUGUCGCGACGGCAGCAGGUCCUCUAUGAGGAGUUCAUGCAGAGGUGUGAGACGCAACGCGUGCUGAAGAAGGGGGACUACCUCAGCAUGAUGGGUAUCUUGAUGCAGCUCCGGAAGGUCUGCAAUCACCCCGAGCUCUUCGAACCGAGAUGUGCUGUCACGGCCUUCGUCAUGUGCCAAUUGGAGUUCCAGCUGCCGGGUGACGUGCUGCUGGCGCUUUGGCAGUGCAUUGCUGGACGGCGGCCUGGGGAGGAGAACUUUUGCUCGCUGCUGAUGCCCUUGCUGUCACUGUGGCGAUUGGAGCUUUCCAUGAUGCAGCUGUCGCGUGCUGAUCUGCCCUUGAAUGAGGUCAUUGAAGUGGAGCUUCCAAUGAAACGCAGGCGGAUCAUGCCAACAUUGCCAGCCUCACCGUUGAGGAAGCACCUGUCGCCACAGAGCCAGCGAUUUCUAGAUGAGUCGUAUUUGGCCCAUCUCGGACAAGAGGAAGAGCGGCGGGAUCAGCGGCGGAGCGUGGCAGUUGCGGUGGACUAUUUGAUGUGGCUCGUCAUGCAGGGACGGCCCUGGAUUGGAAGCAACGGCCUGCAGCUGUUGUCCCAAUGUGUUUCAUCGUCACUGUGUUCUCGAGGACGACGGAGCUUCCUUUGGCCCGAGCCUAGGAGAAGUAGCUCCGUUUUCUGUGAUGCACGGUCUGCAGGUGGAUGGGAGUGCUCUGGAAAACUUGUCCGGUGCCAUCUAUGGCGAUCUGCUGAUGAACUGGCGCAGCCGUUUGGGCCUCUGGGCCUUCUGUGUGUCCAAAGUCCAGGUGUACACCUCAUCCUUCGCCACGACACCGUCGGAUCCAAUGCUGGGCCAUGUGAGGUUGGUCCCUCAUUUAAGUGCCAUGCAACUGGCACCGUGGCUGCGCUUCCAACAGCUCUCGGCCCUUUGUUCAAAGCGGAUAUGCUCAGGCGCUGGUGGUCCCGUGGCCGAUGCGCUUGCAGGGCCCUUGCGUUGCCAUUUGCCGGAGAAGCACUAUUUGGAGUCCGACUGUGGCAAGCUGCGCGCCCUUGCUGGACUGCUACAGCGCUUCAAGGAGCGGAAAGACAAAUGCAUCAUUUUCACACAGUUCAUCAAGAUGCUGGACGUGUUGGAAGCCUUCGUUUGCUAUCAUCGCUUGACCUAUCUCCGCUUGGACGGAAGUGUGAAGGUGGACGUGCGGCAAGACUUGGUGGAUCGCUUCAACGAGGACGAACGCGUGUUCCUCUUCAUUUGCUCCACCCGUGCUGGAGGUGUUGGAAUCAACCUGACCAGUGCGAAUGUGGUGAUUUUCUACGACUCCGAUUGGAACCCUGCCAUGGACCGGCAGGCCACGGAUCGGGCGCAUCGCAUCGGUCAACAGCGCGAGGUGCACAUCUAUCGCUUGAUCAGCGAACACACGGUGGAGGAAAACAUUUGGCAGAGACAACUGCAGAAGCGCGCGCUGGAUGA